Aspergillus luchuensis is the source of this 756-nucleotide messenger RNA. RefSeq names its product glutaredoxin. The record is from RefSeq and is a predicted model, not a curated record. Gene Ontology annotation, biological process: cellular response to oxidative stress. The coding region runs from base 1 to 756 and encodes 251 amino acids. Gene Ontology annotation, cellular component: cis-Golgi network; cytoplasm; Golgi lumen. Gene Ontology annotation, molecular function: glutathione disulfide oxidoreductase activity. The transcript is spliced from 3 exons. NCBI's taxonomy places the organism in Eukaryota, Fungi, Ascomycota, Eurotiomycetes, Eurotiales, Aspergillaceae.
AUGCUUUCGCAGCGGCGCAUUCGGCUUCUGGCCAUCGCCGUGGUGGUCAUAAUCAUCAUGACUUUCUACUAUUCGAGUGAAGCCCGGAGUGUUCAGAAUCAACAAUUCUACCGAUCAACCGUGGCGGCGAUGGAGGCUCAAAAGCAGGCAAAGGAAGCCGGAACAGCAGCCAACAUACCGCCGCAGAAGGACCAGCCCAAACAAAACCCUAUCAAGGAAGAGACGAAGCCUGCCAUGGACAACGAUAGGGAAGAACCGGCGAUCCCCAAGGCCAACAAUGAUGCGGACGAAGUAGAAGAGAUCCCAAUUGCAGGCAGAACCAAGAUGACAGUACCUAAGAAUCGAAAUGAUCCGGAGAAAGAGACAUCGGAACAGCCGCAAGAGCAAAAACCGGAGACAGAUGAUCAUGCGGCCGCCGUGGCCGAGCUGAAUGGAAUAUUGAAGCGGGCACCAAUCAUUGUAUUCUCCAAAUCCUACUGUCCGUAUAGCGCCAAGGCGAAGUCUAUCCUCUUGGACAAAUACUCGAUUGUUCCUGCACCUUUUGUGGUGGAGCUUGAUAAGCAUGAGUUGGGUCGACCGCUUCAGGCGUUGCUGGGAGAAAAUACCGGGCGUCGCACUGUCCCGAACGUGUUGGUCAACGGGAAAAGCAUUGGAGGAGGGGAUGAUGUGACGGCUCUGGAUCAAAAGGACGAAUUGGCUUCAACAUUGAGAAGCUUGGGGGGUAAGUGGGUCCAGGAGGUCCAUCGUAAAGAAUGA